Fonsecaea nubica is the source of this 2040-nucleotide messenger RNA. Its product is annotated as acetoacetate-CoA ligase. The coding region runs from base 1 to 2040 and encodes 679 amino acids. Gene Ontology annotation, molecular function: acetoacetate-CoA ligase activity. NCBI's taxonomy places the organism in Eukaryota, Fungi, Ascomycota, Eurotiomycetes, Chaetothyriales, Herpotrichiellaceae. The transcript has 9 exons. Gene Ontology annotation, cellular component: cytosol. The record is from RefSeq and is a predicted model, not a curated record. Gene Ontology annotation, biological process: lipid metabolic process.
AUGUCCGAGCGGCACGCUCCUCGGCUGGUCUGGACACCCCAGCGUCUGGGCUCGACGCAAACAGAUCGCCUGCUUGAUCUGGUCAACCACCGGCAUAGCCUGAAUUUACGGAAGUACAGCGAGUUGCACGCGUACUCGGUUAAUCCUCGGACGGCAUCCGAUUUCUGGGUAGACUUGUUCAUUUUCUUGAAGAUCAAAGCAAACACUGAGCCAUUGCUCGGAUAUGUGCGAGCGGACGCUCAGAGCAUGUUUCCUCCUCCCUCGUUUUUUCCUCAAAUCAAACUGAACUUUGCCGAGAAUCUCUUGACUGGCAAGUCGGAGAGUGAGAUAGCAAUUCACGCCUGCAAUGAGGGCGGCGUCAAUUUGCGUUCAAUCACCUGGGGAGAGCUGAUAUCGCAAGUGCGGCAGGCUGCAGACGCCAUGGUGUCAUUUGGAAUUGGGCAAGGAGAUCGGGUCGCGGCUGUCAUCUCGAACAGGCCUGAAACCAUGGUCUUGUGUCUCGCGGCACUCUCACUCGGUGCUAUUUGGUCUACUUCCUCCCCCGACAUGGGCGAACACGGCAUAUUGGAUCGGCUGUUCCAGAUACGUCCGAAACUAGUCUUUGGAGAGACGGCGGUUCUCUACAAUGGCCAGAUGAGGGAUCUCAGAACCAAGCAUCGAAAUUGUGCCGAACGGCUGGCAAAACAUGCGGAAUUUCAAGGAUAUUUCUUGCUCGAAACAGAAGGCUUUGGGUUCCAAGGACAUGCUCAGAACGUGAAGAUUGCUCCCUGGUCAAGUUUCAUUGGUCAGAGCACGGGACGGGAACUGACAUUUGCUCAACUGCCCUUUUCUCAUCCUGGUUUCAUCGUGUAUUCGUCGGGUACAACAGGGCCACCGAAGUGCAUUGUACACAGUGCUGCUGGGCUACUACUUCAAGUCAAAAAGGACAGCAUAUUAGGCUUCGAUGUCCAAGAUGGAGAUGUGCUCCUCCAAUAUACUACAACUGGAUGGAUCAUGUGGGCUAUGGUCCUUUGCGGACUCGCCUACGGCGGACAAGUCGUGGUAUACGAUGGCUCGCCGCUCAAGCCGGACAAAUUGGUCCUCCUUCGCCUCAUCGAGAAACUCAGGGUCACAUUAUUUGGAACGUCGGCACGCUUCCUAUCUGAUUUAAAGGCAACCAACACCUGCCCACGGGACACCCUGAACCUAUCUUCACUUCGGACGGUGACAUCUACCGGCAGUACGCUGCCUGCCGAUGUCUGUGAAUGGUUCUACGACAAGGGCUUUCCCAAACACAUUCACCUCGCAUCGACCUGCGGAGUGGUGAGCGGCAACCCGACAUUACCUGUUUACUCGGGUGAAAUUCAAUGCGAGAGUCUAGGGAUGGCAGUCGACAUAGCCGACGUAAGCAACGAGAUGUUUGUCUCGGUCAAAACAAAAGGAGAACCAGGGGAGUUGGUGUGCACCAUGCCGUUUCCAAGCCAACCUACAGUUUUCUGGGGCGAGGGCGGCGCCAAAAAGUAUCAAGAUUCGUACUUUAAGCGCUUCGGUAGGGGGGUAUGGAACCAAGGAGACUUUGUGCAAAUGAACGAUGACACCGGAGGAUACGUGAUGUUGGGAAGAUCUGAUGGUGUGCUCAACCCUUCAGGGGUUCGAUUUGGCUCGGCCGAGAUCUACAACGUUGUCGAAAAGUUCCCCGACAUCGAGGACAGUAUCUGUGUCGGGCAGAGACGUACAACUGACAAAGAUGAGAGCGUCGUCCUCUUCGUCAAGAUGAAGGGCAACGCUGUCUUACAAGACGAGCUCAAGGAGAGGUUGCGGCAAGCCAUCCGGUCGGCACAUUCACCCAGACACGUUCCAAAGUAUAUCGUUCAAGCCCCAGAGAUCCCUUACACCAUCAAUGGCAAAAAGAUUGAGAUUGCCGUGAAGCAAAUCAUCUCCGGGAAGCGGGUGACUCCUUCUGGAACGGUGGCCAACCCAGAGUGCUUCAAGUUCUACGAGAGAUUCGUCCGCAUCGAGGACAUGGUUCAAAAGCACGACGGUGCAAAACCCAAGCUCUAA